ACUUUUCUUUGAUCUUAUUCUAAAAUGUCUAACGUACUGGACCCGUCGUCUGUUCUGCAUACAUUAUCUCAGGCACUACCAAAGGACGAUGGUAGCCAGAAUCAAUCUGAACCAUUGCUCCGCAACAAUAACGAAGGCAUUGCCGCCUUGUCUCACGCCGUAAUGCUUAGUGUCGGAUUCCGCUUGGUAGGCCUCGGUGAAGACGAACACAAAAUUCCAAGUGAUCAAUCGAAGCUUCCUUCUGAAUGGAACAAGCAUGGCCCACACUCUUACACAUUUCAAUACACUCAUCCUCAAUCCAGUUUACACUUUACCAUGAAAGGCAUUACCCUGGCAAAAAAGUUUAUCAUUCAUGGCGUGGCUAUUGAGGACAAAAAAACCGCAACAUUCGAAGUUCAUACCGAAGAUUAUACAUCGCCGUCAUUUUAUCCAUACACAUCAUCAACACAAGAGCCUUUGGUUAAUGGAUUCAUAUCCAGCAGCCGUUUAAACGACUUCAUUAGUCUAUUCAAAAUCAACAUAUUGCAGAAGUUGAUCCCCGGUCUGAAUAAGCCAGGUUAUGAGGAGUCUCAAUCGAGUACCGAUGUUCCUUCUUCCACAACAACGGGACAAAGUCGACCACGAAAUCCUCUCGAGGAUCCGCGCUACGAACGGGAGCGUAUCCCCAGACCUCCCAUUUUUGGAGAUCCACUGGCUGGCGAUGAGCCAUUUGGACCGUAUGGAGGAAACCCCUUUAGCGUAGGUGGUGACGACUUGAAUCCUCUUGGCAGUUUACACAGACCUUUAGGUCGCGGCUCUGGCGGUGGGAUGCUUGUUGGUCCCGACCAUCCUAUGUUUGGAUCCGGACAAUCGAGAAAUGAUCCAUCCAGCGGCAUAUACGGUGGACCACAGCCUUUACCACGUGGAUCGGUUCCUCCAGGAGCUCGAUUCGACCCCAUUGGACCAUUUGGAAACAAUCCCAAUGCUGGCCCGCAAGGUUCAUUUGGGCCAAGAGGACCGAGUCGAAACUUCCGUGGAGAGCCUGACAACGACGAACUUCCUCCACCAGGCUACGAUGAUAUGUUCAUGUGAGAGAACUAUCCAAAUUAUUCUCAAGCAGGCUCACGAAGGAGAAUACGUAUAAUAAAUAGGAAUUCUCGCUAUAUUCCAUUCAUGUCCUUGCGUGCUAUAGCUUCGCAUUUGUUGCAAUGAUAACCUCUAUAUUUUGCCAAAUAUUUGUACAUAUCCUCCAGUUGAAAUUCCAUGGUUCAAUGAUAUUCAUAUUGUUGUCACUUCCGAUAAUUUGCUUGUUUAGCAGAAUAUUUCCCUUUUCUUCGCAUAAGAAAAGCUCAAAUACACGUCAGUAAAGAGUCAUCGUUGAAACCAAAGGCGUG
This is a messenger RNA of Umbelopsis ramanniana AG, 1373 nucleotides long. RefSeq lists its product as uncharacterized. The record is from RefSeq and is a predicted model, not a curated record. NCBI's taxonomy places the organism in Eukaryota, Fungi, Mucoromycota, Umbelopsidomycetes, Umbelopsidales, Umbelopsidaceae. The coding region runs from base 25 to 1071 and encodes 348 amino acids. The transcript has 8 exons. Gene Ontology annotation, molecular function: proteasome binding; endopeptidase inhibitor activity. Gene Ontology annotation, biological process: proteasome-mediated ubiquitin-dependent protein catabolic process.